AUGGCGUCCGUGCAACCCAAGCCUGAGUAUCCUGGAAAGCUGUUGCAAGCAACUGCUAUUGCCAAGCCCUUCCAGGAGGAGAUCCAAACAGUUGUUAACCAGCGAAAGGAGAAGGGCCUUCGCGUCCCGAAGCUGGUUGGCAUUCUGUCUAAGCCCAGCCCCCCUUCUAUUGCCUAUGCUGAAUGGACAGCGAAGGCAUGUGAAGCCGUCGGCAUCAACUUCGAAAUCUGGAAGACAUGGGAUGACUCUGUUGAAGUGACUGAGGACAACAAGGGCGGCUCUGAUAGUCUGAAUAACAUGGGUCUUGAAGCCGAUGUCGAAGACUUGAUUCUCGCUGCGAACCGUGACAAGAGCAUCGACGGUAUUAUGGUCUACUACCCCAUCUUUGGUGGACGUCAAGACACGUACCUCCAGCAGAUCGUGGACCCGCGAAAGGAUGUUGAGGGCUUGAACUUCUUCUACUGCUGGAAUAUGUAUCACAAUGUCCGUUGGAUUAAGCCAGAGCAGGUCGGCAGCGCUCCUGGUACGACCAACGAGUCUGAGCUCUUGGAUCUUGAUUCGAAUGUUCUGGAUGAGAAUAACAUCCCUAACGGCUACUGCAAGAGCAUCCUUCCUUGCACCCCGCUGGCUGUUGUCAAGGCCUUGGAGGCUGUAGGCGUGUAUGACCCCAAGCUGCCCUAUGGUGACCGUCUGAAGGGCAAGACCAUCACGGUGGUCAAUCGCUCGGAAGUAGUGGGCCGUCCUCUUGCUGCUCUCCUUGCUAAUGAUGGCGCUCGCGUUCUAUCUGUGGACAUUGACUCAAUUGUUGAAUUUGCCAAGCGUUACGAUGACAAUGAUGACACCGACGCGUCCCUGAGUCCUUACAAGAAGUCGUCACAGGUAGUGCAAGCGCACAAGCAGAACAGCUCUGCACGUCUCCGCUCCUCUCACACCGUUCGUCCAAGCCCCUUCCAUGACUCUGAAAGCUGUAUUCGUGCUUCUGAUGUAGUUAUCGGUGGUGUGCCUUCGCCACAGUUCAAGAUCCCGACGGAAUGGAUCAAGCAGGAUGCUAUUUGCAUUAACUUCAGCUCUGAGAAGAACUUCCAGAGCGACGUGCGUAGCCGUGCCUCUGCGUACCUGCCCAUUGUCGGAAAGAUCACUGUGUCGAUGCUCCAACGUAACUUACUUCGUCUUGUGGAGUACCAGGAGAUGGUGCACAAAUAG
Messenger RNA from Malassezia pachydermatis, 1203 nucleotides. Its product is annotated as methylenetetrahydrofolate dehydrogenase (nad+). Gene Ontology annotation, biological process: purine nucleobase biosynthetic process. The record is from RefSeq and is a predicted model, not a curated record. Gene Ontology annotation, molecular function: methylenetetrahydrofolate dehydrogenase (NAD+) activity; methylenetetrahydrofolate dehydrogenase (NADP+) activity. Bases 1 to 1203 code for a protein of 400 amino acids. NCBI's taxonomy places the organism in Eukaryota, Fungi, Basidiomycota, Malasseziomycetes, Malasseziales, Malasseziaceae. The transcript has a single exon. Gene Ontology annotation, cellular component: cytosol.